UGCCAGUAAAGGGGACCCCGCAUUGUAGAUCAUCUUGGAGGGGUAAGGCCGCGUGGGUAGCGCUGGAAAUUGGGCACAAGCCGCCUCUGUUACCCUAGCACUCGCACCAAUGCUAACCCUAUUCUCCGUAUUUAUUCAUGACAGAGGCUAGCCCCCCAGUCCAGCGUCGCGUCGCGUCGCGUCGCAUCGUUCUCCAAACCUCUUAAAUCCCACUCUUAAUUGAUCCCCCUAUAUUUCACGCAUCUAAUCCACCAUGGCAGAUCAGGACCGGUCGGAAAUUAUUAGAAACAAUCCUAUCGGUAAAGCUCUUGAGGCUUUCCUUACGUCGUUUAAUUCUCUCUGUGGGAGCAAAACCUCGGGAGAGGCCCUUAAUCAACUUGACGAUGAAGAUCUCCAAAACAUCACUAUCGAACUUCUCUCAGCGCUCCAAAGCCUUCGGGUGACUCGUCUGCUUCCUUCUCGCAAUGGCAGGAAGAAUUUGCUUCGCGACCUACCAGGACUAAUUUCAGCCGUCGACUCUGAAGACUUCGACUACGACCGCGUCAAACCUCUUUUGCGAGCAGUCAUUGCUAAGGAACCUGACGAGAAAAUCUGGGCACAAGUUUAUCAUGCUGUUACGGAAUCCACGCCGCCGCCCCGACCGAUCGCCCCUGUCUUCCUACAGACGCCAUGGCUUCGUAAUACAAGUAGUUUUGCCAACUCCUCCGAACAACGAAAGUAUAUGGACGCUGUCUUAAAAGAGGAGCUCGGUACUAUGUAUGUUGGGCUCCGCCGCUUCCACGAGACCUUUUUCGGGGGUAUAGCAGGCCUUCAGACCGCAUCUGAGGUCGUCUUUGCAAAAUGCAGGGAAAGCAGCAAUCCACUCUACGAUAAUAAUGGUUGGGUCGGGUGGCCACUACAGACCAAGGAGAAGGACGUUCUAAGCUGGUUCCAAGAUAUUGUCCCACAGCUAUCACAGCUAGCUCAAGGUUAUAGCCCUACCGCAACCCCGACACGACGACCAAUUGUGCAGCCUGAUAAGCCACUUGAGGGCUCGACGGCAGAUCGCAAACUAGACGUCGGCUUUGUGAAUGAUCCAGAAGCCCGAAAGAACUCGCGAUACCACUGGUCCCAGAUUCUCGUACCAGGCGAGCUGAAGAGCAAUCCGGACGCUGACAAGUCUAAAACGUGGCUGGAUAUUGGGAGAUAUGUAAGGGAAGUACUUGCUACCCAGGACACUCGUCGAUUCGUUAUAGCCUUUACGCUUUGCGGGCCUCUUAUGAGGAUAUGGGAAUUCGAUCGCCUAGGGGGGAUUGCAUCUGACCAGUUUGACAUUAAUCAAGAUGGACUCCGGUUUGUAUCAACGAUCCUUGGGUUUCUUUGGAUGAACGAAGAGCAGUUAGGAUUUGACCCUACCAUCAUCACGUCAGAUGGCAUACGAUACGUCGAAAUCGAGAGGAAUGGUCAGCGUGAGCGCCUUAUUUUCGACGGAGUCAUGAGGCGUGCACCUUGCAUCGCCGGCAGAGCAACGACUUGUUGGAAGGUCCACAGCGACAGAGACCCGCGGACGCCACUUGCCAUCAAGGACUCGUGGCAAUAUCUAGAACGUGAAGAGGAAGGCGCAUUACUCAAGGAGGCAACCGACAAAGGCGUAGUGCAUAUGGCACGACACUAUCACCAUUAUACCGUUCAAGUAUCCGGGAUCGAUGACGACGUGCAAGGCAAUGUGCGGAAGCGACUGGACAUCACGAUGGCGGAAAAUUACCGAUCGGAACGUUUGGUGGUCAUACGUACAGCCACACCUACCAUCAGUUCGCGGGAAGGUCGUAGGAUGGCUAAUCGAAAACGGCCGGCCAGUCAAACCGACGCGGCUCUUCCGCCGAACAAGAAACGAUCCUGUUCGGCUUCUCCGACCAAAGUAGAUAGCAAGACGCUGCCGAAUCGAGUCCAUCGCCGCCUCGUCCUCCAAGAUUAUGGUGAGCCCAUCUUCUGCGCUAGCUCUCGCACGGCGCUGCUAGCCGCGCUGGGAGAAUGCAUUGAAGGACACAAGUCGCUGCACGGAGUCGGCAUUCUCCACCGCGACAUUUCAAUCAACAACCUUAUAAUCAAUGAGGACGAGAGCAACCCUUCCCGGCGUGGGUUCUUGAUCGAUCUAGAUCUUGCCAUCAAAGAGCACCGAGAAGUUGUUUCGGGCGCGAAGGGAAAAACCGGCACGAGGGCUUUUAUGGCGAUUGGGGCUCUUCUAGGCGAGCAACAUUCCUUUAUGCACGACCUGGAGUCCUUCUUCUGGGUGUUGUUCUGGAUGUGCAUCCACUACAGUGGACCAGGUGAGGAUAUUGGCCAGACUGAGUUCGAGAGUUGGAAUUUCCUUGAUACGAGACCGUUAGCGAUUCAGAAACUUGGCUAUGUGGCGCAAGAAUCCAUUUUCAUUGGGGUGAUCACCGAAUCCUUUACGCCUUAUUAUAAGCCUUUAAUACCUUGGAUAAAUAAGUUGCGGAGGGUUGUGUUUCCGAAUGGGAGUAAUUGGCAGAAGGAAGACGAGAGUGUGUAUUCCCAAAUACAAGACGUCCUUGGCGCGGCUCGGGAAGACCCAAAUGUAUUCAAUAGUAUGUCGGGCAGCUAAUGCUUCCGAAUGCUCAGUAAUCUAACUGUUUUAUUAUCA
Hypoxylon trugodes is the source of this 2641-nucleotide messenger RNA. RefSeq lists its product as uncharacterized. Lineage: Eukaryota; Fungi; Ascomycota; Sordariomycetes; Xylariales; Hypoxylaceae. The record is from RefSeq and is a predicted model, not a curated record. The coding region runs from base 254 to 2602 and encodes 782 amino acids. Gene Ontology annotation, biological process: protein phosphorylation. The transcript is spliced from 2 exons. Gene Ontology annotation, molecular function: protein kinase activity.